UGAAACUUAACUCGCGUGAGGGAGCCAUGGCUGCUGCUGCAGGGGGUCACAUCCAGCGUCUCCGUGAUGAAGCCACUUGCUCCAUCUGCCUGGAUUACUUCAAGGAUCCAGUGACCAUCCCAGAGUGUGGGCACAACUUCUGCCGAUCCUGCCUGAUCCAGUGCUGGGGGGAAUCGGAGGCAGAGGCUUCGUGCCCUCAGUGCAGAGAACGAGUCCAGAGAAGGAGCCUCAUCCCCAACCGGCAACUGGCCAACGUGGUAGAAAUAGCCCAGAAUCUCAGCCUUCAAGAGGUGAAGAAGGAAGGAGGGGAAGGAGGAGUCUGCGAGGAUCACCAGGAGCCCCUGAAACUCUUUUGCAAGAUAGAUGAAGCCCCCAUCUGCGUGGUGUGUGACAGAUCAAAGGAGCACAAACACCACGAGGUGAUUCCUCUGAAGGAGGCUUUCGAGGAAUACAAGGGAGAGAUCUGUAACCACCUGGAGAUUCUGAGGAAAGAGAGAGAGGAAAUUCUGGCCUAUCAAGCAGACCUGGACAAGGAAAGCAAAGACCUCCUGGAUGUGAGAAGCACCUUGCAGAGGUAUGAGAAAAGAGAGCAUCCAGAGAAGCCACUGGCUUUCCCUCCAGAGCUCAGGAACAGGAUCUUGGAAUCCUGUGAUCUAAAUCACCUUGUGGAGGAUGCAAUGAAACAAUGGAAAGAUGCUCUGUUAUUCAGAAAACCAAUUCAGAAAGAUGUUCAGUCAUUCAGAAAUCUUCAGAGAGCAAAUGUGACUCUGGAUCCAGACACAGCCCAUCCCAACCUCAUCCUGUCUGAGGAUCGGAAAAGCGUGAGAUAUGGAGACAAAAAGCAAGACCUGCCUGACAAUCCUGAGAGAUUCAACGACUGGCCUUGUGUGUUGGGACUUGAGGGAUUCACAGCAGGCAGACAUUUCUGGGAAGUCAAUGUGGGAAGUGGGGAAUGGUGGGUUGUGGGGGUUGCCAGGAAGUCUGUGAGGAGAAAGGGCAGCUUCUCCUUAAAACCUGAGGGAGGGAUCUGGGUUGUGGAGAAGUCUGCAGGCAAGUACUGGGCCUGGACAUCCCCUGAUCCCUUUCCCCUGUCCCUGAGUUGGGAGCCCAGGAGGAUCCGGGUGACUCUGGACUAUGAAGGGAGACGUGUGUCUUUUUCUGACGCUGACUCAGGAGCCGAACUCUACACGUUCUCAGGAGCCUCGUUCUCUGGAGAGACCCUCCUCCCUUUCUUUUAUCUGUGGGGGGAUAAAACCCACCUUGCAGAGGCUUCGUGCCCUCAGUGCAGAGAACGAGUCCAGAGAAGGAGCCUCAUCCCCAACCGGCAACUGGCUAACGUGGUAGAAUUAAUCGAGAAGCUCAGCGUUCAAGGAGGGAAAGAAGAAGAAAGAAAUGGAGGAGUCUGCGAGGAUCACCAGGAGCCCCUGAAACUCUUUUGCAAGAUAGAUGAAGCCCCCAUCUGCGUGGUGUGUGACAGAUCAAAGGAGCACAAACACCACGAGGUGAUUCCCCUGAAGGAGGCUUUCGAGGAAUACAAGGGAGAGAUUUGUAACCACCUGGAGAUUCUGAGGAAAGAGAGAGAGGAAAUUCUGGCCUAUCAAGCAGACCUGGACAAGGAAAGCAAAGACCUCUUUAAAUUGACAGAAACGGAGAGGCUGAAGACUGUGGAGAAGUUCAAAGAACUGCGCCAGUUCCUGGAAGAACAAGAGAAACAUCUGCUGACUCAUGUGGAAGAGGUGGAGAAGGAGAUUGCAGGGAGAAGGGAUGAGCAGCUGGCCAGACUCUCCAGGAAACUCUCCUCUCUUGAGAAGAUCAUCCAGGAGAUGGAGGAAAAGGGUCAGCAGCCAGCGAGUGAACUCCUGCAGGAUGUGAGAAGCACCUUGCAGAGGUAUGAGAAAAGAGAGAGUCCAGAGAAGCCACUGGCUUUCCUUCCAGAACUGAGGGACAGGAUCUUGGAUUCCUGUGAUCUAAAUCACCUUGUGGAGGAUACAAUGAAACAAUGGAAAGAUGCUGUGUUAUACAGAAAACCGAUUCAGAAAGAUGUUCAGUCAUUCAGAAAUCUUCAGAGAGCAAAUGUCACUCUGGAUCCAGACACAGCCCAUCCCCAACUCAUCCUGUCCAAGGAUGGAAAAAGUGUGAGAAGGGGAGACAAAGAGCAAGACCUGCCUGACAACCCUGAGAGAUUCAACUGCCAGCCUUGUGUGUUGGGACGUGAGGGAUUCACAGCAGGCAGACAUUUCUGGGAAGUCAAUGUGGGAAGUGGGAAAUGGUGGGCUGUGGGGGUUGCCAGGAAGUCUGUGAGGAGAAAGGGCUUCUUCUACUUAAGCCCUGAGGAAGGAGUCUGGGCUGUGGGGAAGUUUGGAGGCAAGUACUCGGCCUGCACCUCCCCUCAUUCCUCUCCUCUUUCCCUGAGGGAGAAGCCCAGGAGGAUCCGGGUGACUCUGGACUAUGAAGGGGGACGUGUGUCUUUUUCUGACGCUGACUCAGGAGCCGCACUCUACACGUUCUCAGGAGCCUCGUUCUCUGGAGAGACCCUCCUCCCUUUCUUUGGUCUGUGCAGGAAUAAAACCCACCUCAGUAUCUCCUGAGGAGACUAAAUCUGCCUCUCAGGCCCAGCAGGAGUUUCUCUCCAGACCAGAGUGACUGAUAUAAAAAACAUUUACCCACCAAGAGCACGUUGGGCAGUUUUUCAAGGGGACCUUUGAGAAGAUUCAUUCCAGUCAAAAUCAGCAGAAAUAACAAAACAAAAC
This is a messenger RNA of Lacerta agilis (Sand lizard), 2750 nucleotides long. RefSeq names its product zinc finger protein RFP-like. The transcript is spliced from 15 exons. The record is from RefSeq and is a predicted model, not a curated record. Lineage: Eukaryota; Metazoa; Chordata; Lepidosauria; Squamata; Lacertidae. The coding region runs from base 27 to 2588 and encodes 853 amino acids. Gene Ontology annotation, molecular function: zinc ion binding; protein binding.